Messenger RNA from Prorocentrum cordatum, 854 nucleotides. The record is from the annotation of a GenBank genome assembly. Lineage: Eukaryota; Dinophyceae; Prorocentrales; Prorocentraceae.
CUGGAGCACCAGGCCUUCAAGACGGCCUUCGACCGUCCCAGGAGGGCCCCAGGACGGCCCCAGACCGCUCCACGACGGGGUCGGGCGCGGGGAGCCUGGCCCAGGGGCGGGCCGCGCCGUCCUCCGCAGGAGCUAUGGCCCCCCGGAGCGCCGCCCGCCGCCCCGCCCUCGCGGCCUGCCUCGCCCUCGGCCUCGCCGCCGCCCUCGCCGCGCGCGCCGCGGGCUGCUUCCUCCCCGCGCACCGCGCGCCGCCGCGCCCGGCCGGCGCGGCCGCGCUGUCGGCCGCCGUGCUCUCGGGCGCCGCCGCGCCGGCGCUCGCCAACGAGGGCGCCGAGGCACCCGAGGGCUUCCUGAACUUUGGCAAGGUCCCGCUGGGGGGCGGCUUCGAGCUCAACCUCGACAUCCCGGAGACCGGCAUCGUCAACAUUGCCGUGCUCAUCGCGGGCCUCCUCUACCUGCUGGGGCCCCUCCUCAGUGAGUCGAUGGCCACGCGCGAGAAGGAGAUCCAGGGCGACAUCGACGACGCUAUCGCCAAGUUCAACGAGGCGACCAGCCGCUUGGCAGAGGCGGAGAAGGCCCAGGCGCAGGCCAACGAAGUGAUCGCGGAGAUCAACGCGAGCAUCGACAAGGACAAGGCCGAGUUCGAGGCCACCCUGAAGGCCAACAUGGAGAGCACGCUCGCCCGCCAGGAAGCGGCCGCCAAGCAGGCCAUCAAGGACAUGGAGGAUGGUGCGGCAAGCCGCAUCGAGUCCUACAUCAGCACCACGGCGAUCGAGCGCGGGAUGAAGGAGCUGAAGGCCUUGGAUGCCAGCAAGAAGGACAAGUACAUGGAAAUGGCCAUCGAUGAGCUGUGA